This is a messenger RNA of Tachyglossus aculeatus (Australian echidna), 1688 nucleotides long. It is a transcript of the gene NPTX1, whose product is annotated as neuronal pentraxin 1. Bases 1 to 1383 code for a protein of 460 amino acids. The transcript has 5 exons. Gene Ontology annotation, biological process: axonogenesis involved in innervation. Gene Ontology annotation, cellular component: neuron projection; plasma membrane. The record is from RefSeq and is a predicted model, not a curated record. NCBI's taxonomy places the organism in Eukaryota, Metazoa, Chordata, Mammalia, Monotremata, Tachyglossidae.
AUGGCCGGGUGGGCUCGGAGGGGUUCGGAGGGGCUCGGGGGGGUGCGGUGGUGCCUGCUGCUGCUGCUGCUACCGGGGCUGCUGCUGCUGCUGCUCGGGGGGGGCCGGGCCCAGGGCCCGGGGCCCACCCGCUUCGUCUGCACCUCGGUGCCCCUCGACACCGACGUCUGCGCCGGGGGGCCCGGGGGGUCCCCCUCCUCCUCCGGGGGGUCCUCGUCCUCCUCCUCCUCGGGGGGCGGCUGGUCGGCGGAGGGGCUCCGCGCGCUGGUGGCGCAGCUGCGGGGGACGGUGUCGGAGCAGCAGGAGACCAUCUCGGGGCAGCGGGCCGCCAUCCGCCGGCUCAGCGACCAGCUGGCCCGCUGCCAGGGCCAGGGCCAGGGCCAGGGCCAGGGCCGCCCCCCCGGGGCCCCGGACCCCAGCCGCCGACCCCCGGGGGACCCCCACAACCCCGACGCCGACGCCGACGCCCUGGCCCGGCUGGCACAGACCCUGCAGUCGCUCAAGACCAGGCUGGAGAGCCUCGAGCAGUCGAGCCGCCUGAACUCGUCGGGGCAGACCGCCCGCCUGAAGGACGCCCUGCAGAGCAAGAUCGAGGAGCUGGAGCGGCAGGUCCUGGCCCGGGUGGGCGGCCUGGAGGAGGAGGGCCGGCCGGGCCCCGGCAACCGCACGGACCAGCGCCUCAACAUUGACAGUGCCCUCACCUCCCUGCACCAGCGCAUCAGUGACCUGGAGAAAGGUCAGAAGGACAACCGCCCGGGGGACAAGUUCCAGCUGACGUUCCCUCUGCGGACAAACUACAUGUACGCCAAGGUGAAGAAGAGCCUGCCGGAGAUGUACGCCUUCACCGUGUGCAUGUGGCUCAAAUCCAACGCCUCGCCGGGCGUCGGGACCCCCUUCUCCUACGCCGUGCCCGGGCAGGCCAACGAGCUCGUCCUCAUCGAGUGGGGCAACAACCCGAUGGAGAUCCUCAUCAACGACAAGGUGGCCAAGCUGCCCUUUGUGAUCAACGACGGCAAGUGGCAUCACAUCUGCAUCACCUGGACCACUCGGGACGGCGUGUGGGAGGCCUAUCAGGACGGCACCCAGGGCGGUAACGGGGAGAACCUGGCCCCCUAUCACCCCAUCAAGCCCCAGGGCGUGCUGGUGCUGGGCCAGGAGCAGGACACGCUGGGCGGGGGAUUCGACGCCACGCAGGCCUUCGUGGGCGAGCUGGCCCACUUCAACGUGUGGGACCGGAAGCUGACCCCGGGGGAGAUCUACAACCUGGCCACGUGCAGCACCAAGGCCCUGGCCGGCAACGUCAUCGCCUGGGCCGAGACCAACAUCGACAUCUACGGGGGUGCCACCAAAUGGACGUUCGAGGCCUGCCGCCAGAUCAACUAACUGGUCCUCCUCGCCGCGCCCCGCUCGGAGCCCCCCGGCCCUGACCCGUCGCUCUCUUCUCCCUCUCGCCCUUCCCCAGGAAUGAAUCGGGGGCACCGAUCUUCUCCCUGUUUGUGACCCCUCCCCGCCCCCACCGCCGCCGAUCGCGCUCGUCUCGUCCGUCCCCAAAGGGAACCGCGCAUCUCUCCGGGAGCCUCGGACUUAAUCUCUCAGGCAAACCCCGGGCUACGGCCAAGGCGGGCCUCCACCUGACUUUUGACCCGUGCGAAAGUAGGUGGGGAGACCUGGCUGGGGGGCGGCGGGGG